Molecule: messenger RNA, 537 nt
Organism: Geodia barretti
Lineage: Eukaryota; Metazoa; Porifera; Demospongiae; Tetractinellida; Geodiidae
Source: the annotation of a GenBank genome assembly
AUGGAGUGUGCCUUUGACAUGGCCCAGCAUGCACUGGAGUGUGGAGAGGUUCCAGUGGGAUGCGUGGUAGUGCACGGUGGAGAAAUCAUUGCCAGAGGGUGCAAUGAAGUCAACAAGACUCUCAAUGCCACAAGACAUGCGGAGAUGGUUGCAAUAGAUGAAUUGGUGGAUUAUUCAAAAGAGCAAAAAGACUCUUUGACUAGCAUAUGCAGUCGUUCGACUAUCUACGUGACUGUGGAGCCCUGUGUCAUGUGUGCAUAUGCUCUGAGACUUGUUGGACUAUGCAGGGUGGUGUAUGGGUGUAGUAAUGAACGAUUUGGUGGCUGUGGAAGUGUGCUGGAUGCCCACUCCAGAGAACUGAAAUAUAGCUGCUCUGCUGUCUAUGGAACUAAUAUCUUACCUGCUCUUCAGUGCUCUGCUGGAGUUAUGAAAGAGAGAGCUGUAAGCACCCUGCAAAAAUUCUAUGAAGGAGAAAAUCCAACUGCUCCAAAACCCAAGUCCAAGAAAAAAAGGUAUCCAAAAAACAGAACAGCUUAG